Molecule: messenger RNA, 4893 nt
Organism: Colossoma macropomum (tambaqui)
Lineage: Eukaryota; Metazoa; Chordata; Actinopteri; Characiformes; Serrasalmidae
Gene: phf12a
Product: PHD finger protein 12a
Exons: 15
Coding region: 1056-4025 (989 amino acids)
Biological process (GO): negative regulation of transcription by RNA polymerase II
Cellular component (GO): Sin3-type complex; nucleus
Molecular function (GO): protein binding; transcription corepressor activity
Source: RefSeq, a predicted model, not a curated record
ACUCUUGGCGGAGGGGUACAUGCAAGGCGUUGUGAUGCAAAAUAGUCCCCAAGGAAAACUUAAUAUUUUUCAGAUUUACGACCAUUGAACCAUCAUCGACAUUACAUAUAAACACCCAUAAGGCGCGUGUAGGUUCAUUUGGAUAGUAAAUAAAAUAAAUAAAAGCAAGUAAAUGUCUCUACAAUGAACCAUUCCGCAUCAAACCGCUCUGAAUGAAUCGGUUUACACCUCAAGCAAUGAAUUAUUCAGAAAGUUUGGUGGAAUUCCCCUUUAACGUAAACAUUGUCCAGACGCUACAAGUCCGAUUCGGUUGAUUGCGUUGAAAAAGAAUCGGUUCAGAAGAACGAUUCGUUCGCGAUUCGGACGUCGCUGGUGUGUGGAGGAUGUCGCCGUUGUCGUCGGGUUCGCUUUCGCACAUGACAACAAUGAUCUCGGCCGUUAUCUCCGCUGCUCUCGUCCUCCUGGCAGGCUCCGCUUAAAGCCUCUGUCUGUUUUCUUACCCCCGGCGGUGGCUGUUUGGUGUUCUCGCAGCGAUGGAAGCGGCCAGUCCGGCGCCUUUAUCCCGCAUCUUUGCUGGCCGCGGUCAGAGGAGGAGGAGCGGGCAGCGCGCUGGCUAAAAGGCCUCAGUUAGGCCCGCGGCUGCAGGAUUUCUUUCUCCAGAGCUGCUUCUUCUGCUGCUUGACACUGUUUUCUUCUCUUUGUCUACACCUGCUUGCUUGGAAAUAACCAUUUUGGAAAAUCCGCGGCUGGUUUUGCUGCAGUGGGACUUAAAAAAAACUAACGUUAGCUGGGCUAAACGGUCCGCUAGCUAGCACAACAUUGGCAUUGAAGCGAGUGAGAAGAGACUUGUUUAAAAACAGACUGAAUGAAGGAUUGUUCACAGCUCGGAUAUGUUUCUUUGGAUGUAACUUUGGAUAUAACGAUUUGGACGUUGUUUUGUUUCGCGAAGGUUAACGGAGCAAAGCUUUGUGGUAUUUUUUGACUGAGCUGGCUGGCUGGCUUGGCUUAGCUUAGCCUAGCCAAAUCCGAGCGCUCACUAACCUAGACUUGUUUGAAUGUGGGAUAAAAUGGAGACUCCGACAAUCGUCUACGACCUGGACACCACCGGUGGCCUGAUGGAGCAAAUACAGACUUUGCUCGCACCACCCAAGUCCGAAGAUGCGGAGAAAAGAAGCCGAAAGCUGGACAGGAGCACCAGGAGAUCGGGCCGGGCGACCAACCACGACACUUGCGACAGUUGCCGGGAAGGAGGGGAUCUCCUCUGCUGUGAUCACUGCCCUGCUGCCUUCCACUUGCAGUGCUGUAACCCACCACUUAGCAGGGAAAUGCUGCCCCCUGGUGACUGGAUGUGUCAUCGCUGUACAGUUCGUAAAAAGAAACGAGAGCAAAAGAAAGAACAAAUCAACGGUCUCAUGCUGGCUAAGCAGACCCCAUCCCCAGCAGCUGAGCUGGACUUGGGGACUCUCCGUCUCGACCCUACUGUGGCUGUGGGCGGCACAGGGCUGCGGGCAGCAGUGGCCCAGGUCCGACUCCUGGAGAGGAGGCCCAGCAGCCGACCGGCCACCCCCACCUCCAACGCUUCUUCAACAGACACCCCAACGCUCUCUGAGCAGAACGACAUGGAGGAGGACAUGCUGGACGUGGAGGACGAGGCUCAGGGCUCAGACCCUGAGAGCGCCAACACGUUAAACACCCUCAAGAGGCCCUUCGACCUCCUGAUUGCUGCCGCCAUGCAGAUGAACCCCACGCAGUUCCAGCUACCCAAUGACCUCACCUGCACUACCGCACUUCCAGGAACCAGCAAAAAGAGAAGGAAAGAGGAAAUGACAGGAAAGAACGUGAAGCGGCCGCAGCACGAGCUGGACCACUAUGGGCUGGUCCCACUGCCAGUCAAAGUGUGUUACACCUGCAACAGGAGCUGCAGACUGGCUCCGUUGAUCCAGUGUGAUUAUUGCCCCCUUUUGUUCCACAUGGACUGUCUGGACCCACCGCUCACUGCCAUGCCCACGGGGAGGUGGAUGUGUCCCAACCACAUCGAGCACCUGGUGCUGAACCAGAGAAGCCUCACACUGAGCAAUCGCUGCCAGCUGUUUGACCAGUUUCAAGACCGCAUAUCCCAGCAUGCUGUCAAAGUAGACUUUUUGCAGCGAAUACACCGCCAGCACCCUCCUACACGACGAGCAGCCCACGUGCACACGAAGAAAUCCCUGAAGGUUCCAGAUGCCAUCAAGUCGCAGUACAAGAAUCCGCCUGUAAUGAUGGCGCCUGCCGGAAUCCGGGAAGGUGAGCUGAUCUGCUCAGGCGUUCCGGAAGUCUCGCCGUCCCAGCACUUCGCCAGCGACGAUGAGCAACAGCAGUGGCUCAGGGACGUGAUCUCGCUCCAGUGUAGCAUCAUGAAGCAUUUGUCUGCCAAGCAGACGUCCUCCUCGCAAUGGGACUCGGAAAACACAGAAAAAAUGGACGUGAAGCCGUGUAUGGCGGUGGACUCUGGCUCUCUGCUUUCUUCACGCAGCACGGAUUUUGUGGCCUCUGGCAAACUGCCGGACGUCCUCAGCCUUAACUCAGCAGGAGCCGGUGAGGAGCACAGGGCAUGUAGCUCUUGCACAGACAGUCCAUGUCAGAACUGUGGAACCACCAAUGGUCCUAUAGACAGGCUGGCCCAGGCCAACGGCAGGCAGGUCUGCCCAGGCGUCCUGGAGGAUGACCUCCAGCAGGGGCCAGUUAAACCCACGGGCCCUGAAGCACCGCAUUCUCGCACUCCUCCUACCCCUUUGCCGUCGGGCCCAGACCUGUCCAACCAUGCUGGUCCCAUGCCCGUUAAGACUGAAGACCCAAAUUUAAAGUCCUGUGCUGCUACAGAGCCCCUUCCCUCCGUUAAAUCUGAGCCUAGCCCCCCUCUCUUGCACACUCAAAGGACUUCCCCAAGCUUGCAGGGGGGCCCGGUCUCUGUGCUGGCGAAACGGUUGCCAUCCUCCCUUGCCUCUGGGACGCAAGCCAUCACGCCGCCCCAAGCUGUCCCAGAUACUGGUGCCAUCUGUCAGGCCUCUCCAGCACCCUCCUCUGAUGGAAAACUUAGUGAAGAUGCUGCAACACAAGGCAGUGGGUCAGAGCUCUUAAAUCUGGGAGACCUGUCCGGCUGCUUGAAGAGCAUGAUGAAGGGGACUGGAGAGAUUGAACUGAACACGUUAGAUGAGAGGUUCAUCAAGCUCCUGGCGUGGCAGCGGAUCCAGCAGCUGUUGGAGCCAAAAGCACUUCCUUCACACAGCAGUGUGGCGUCUCCUACCACAACCUCCCUCACGCAGGACAGCCGGCACACUGAAGCACAAAACAAGGAUGUACAGGCAAGAGCUACGUUUUAUCCUCUCUCUGGGAAGGGAGCAGCAAUCAACAUGUGCUACAGAAGCCUUUACAUUGGAACUGGUGCUGACAUGGAUGUGUGCCUUACAAAUUACGGCCAUUGCAAUUACGUGUCGGGGAAACAUGCUUGCAUCUUUUAUGAUGAGAAUACAAAGCAGUACGAGUUGCUGAACUACAGUGAGCACGGGACAACGGUGGACAACGUGCUGUACUCUUGUGACUUCUCUGAGAAGACGGGGCCCAGCCCGUCCAGCAGCCUCGUGUCUAAAGUACAGAACAUCAUCCGCCGCUGCAAGAAGAGGAAGCAGGAAGAGCAGGAAGCGGGUGCUGAGGCAGCUGUCCUGCCUGACGGAGGUGUGAUGAGCAGCCAGGCUGAGGAGCCGCCCCUCACGCCCUGCAGCUGCAAGGCCAGCGGCUCCAGCCUGAUCGGGGGCAGCGGGGCCGGCUGGGAGGGCACGGCGCUCCUGCACCACGGCAGCUACAUCAAGCUGGGCUGCCUGCAGUUCGUCUUCAGCAUCACCGAGUUCGCCAGCAAGCAGCCCAAAGAGGAAGAGGGCGCCAGCGCCAUCGCCUGCAGCCCUGCACCCAGCCAGCAGGGGGAGCCGCUGGCCAAGCCCAACCCUCAGAUCCACCAAGUGCCCGUGCUGCACCACAACCCGGUUCCUUAGCCCUUAUGUCGGCGCCACCUGCAACUUUCAACCAACCAGCCUCGGAGCUCGGACUUGUACAAAAUAUCCGCUUCUUUUGUAAUUAUUUAAUUGUUCAUACAUUUGCAUGAGGUGAAGUAUUUUUUUCCCUUUCCCUCUCUUUCAGAGGCUCUGAUUUUGUGGGCAAGUUGCACAUAGAAACUUUCUUUGUGUGUAAAUGCAAAAGUAAAUGCAUUUUUAAAAGGGAUUGGGCGUCCUUGAUAUUCUCAGAACCAAUGAGCAGCCGAGAAGUUUCCACUUGUAAAGAAAUGAGAACAUGUUCUAUUUUGUGCCAGUAACGAUAGUUUUUAUAUAAACAUGCUUUUUUUUCAUAAAAAACAGAAACUUUUAUUUACUCAUUUUUAUUUAAUGUACUGUAUUUGGAAGUAUAGUAAUGUUCUGGUGUUCCAUUUCGCUACCUUCACAGUAGCCUCUCUAUAUUCAGAUGUGUGCUCGACACAUGUGAAUAUGCUUACACAUUGUAUAUAUGUCUAUGUACCUGUAUCCAUGUAUCUGUGUGAAUAUGGAAAUAUCCACACACCAAAACCUACACGAAAGGAAUCCAUUGUGUAAAAACCAGUGAUGAGGGAAGCACUGGAUUCCAUGUACAUAUACCGUUCUGGCUUUUAUAUUUGUACAGUGCUUCAUUUGGUUGAUGUUCUGUAGUUAUGAAAGUGUUAAGUCCUUUUUUUUCCCCCUUCAAUACUGUAGUCAUUAUGUAUAUGUCUGUUUCAAAGAGAUUUCAUCUGAACAGUUUCAUGUACUCUGUAAUUACGAUUUUGACCAGUUUCUUGUCUGUCAAACAAUGUAAAUAUCUAAAGAUUUUAAAUAACAUGCUUUAGAAACACGA